Aspergillus terreus NIH2624 is the source of this 1524-nucleotide messenger RNA. RefSeq names its product putative serine/threonine protein phosphatase (gene phzA). Gene Ontology annotation, molecular function: protein serine/threonine phosphatase activity. The record is from RefSeq and is a predicted model, not a curated record. The coding region runs from base 1 to 1524 and encodes 507 amino acids. Gene Ontology annotation, cellular component: nucleus; cytoplasm. The transcript has 3 exons. Lineage: Eukaryota; Fungi; Ascomycota; Eurotiomycetes; Eurotiales; Aspergillaceae.
AUGGGUCAGUCGCAUUCCAAGGGCAACUCCGGCCCUGGCGACUCGUUGCAAUCGUAUCCAUCUUUCUCUCGGUCCGAUACCAAAGAGUCUCUGCGCUCGUUCCGCGGCUCAAUCCGCUCCAAGAUCCGUAGCAGCGAUAGCCCUCGUGCAUCCUUGUCUGGUCUUUCGCAGGAUGACAAGUCGGACGCCGGCUCCAUCAAGUCGGUGGGAAGUAGACGCAGCUCUACCAACAUAAGCGCUCAGUCCCCGGCCGAGGACUCGACUUCUCGACUGGACGCCCCGGAACCUCCUCCUUCGCCUUCCCUCUCCAGCAGUUUGAAGAAGGGCCACAAGGAUGUCAAUGCCAUGAAGCAGAGUGGUGAGGUCGACCUCGUGUCGGAUGCUCCGCCAACGGCAGGCGGCCCUACCGGCUCAACCGCCACCGUCGGGGAAUCGAUUCUCAUCAAGCGGGAGGGCCAGCUGAACCCCAUCUUGGACUUCAUUAUGAAUACCCCCAUGGAUGCUUCCUCCUCUCCUGGAAUGGGCAUGGGUGCUCUCAAGUCGAUCGAUCUGGAUGACAUGAUCACCCGUCUGCUGGAUGCUGGAUAUUCGACCAAGGUCACCAAGACCGUCUGUCUCAAGAAUGCCGAGAUCACGGCAAUCUGUACCGCUGCUCGGGAGCUGUUUCUCAAGCAGCCGGCCCUGCUAGAACUCUCUGCCCCGGUCAAGAUCGUGGGUGAUGUUCACGGCCAGUACACCGAUCUUAUCCGCUUGUUUGAGAUGUGCGGGUUCCCUCCGGCUUCGAACUAUCUGUUCCUCGGCGACUAUGUCGAUCGCGGCAAGCAAAGCCUGGAGACGAUCCUGCUUCUGCUGUGCUAUAAGCUCAAGUACCCCGAGAACUUCUUCCUGUUACGGGGCAACCACGAAUGUGCCAACGUCACCCGUGUGUACGGAUUCUAUGACGAAUGUAAACGGCGCUGCAAUAUCAAGAUCUGGAAGACCUUCAUCGAUACCUUCAACUGCUUACCGAUCGCAUCUAUCGUAGCCGGCAAGAUCUUCUGCGUCCAUGGAGGGCUGUCCCCCAGUCUGUCGCAUAUGGAUGAUAUUCGUGGCAUCGCACGCCCGACUGAUGUUCCUGAUUACGGGUUGCUGAACGAUCUGCUCUGGAGCGAUCCAGCCGAUAUGGAGGAAGAUUGGGAACCGAACGAGCGUGGUGUGAGUUACUGCUUUGGCAAGCAGGUGAUUAUGAACUUUCUGCAACGCCAUGAUUUCGAUUUGGUUUGUCGGGCGCACAUGGUAGUCGAGGAUGGGUACGAGUUCUACCAAGACCGUAUUCUUGUCACUGUUUUUUCGGCUCCUAACUACUGCGGCGAAUUCGAUAACUGGGGCGCUAUCAUGUCCGUUUCCGGGGAACUGCUUUGCAGUUUUGAACUUUUGAAGCCACUGGAUUCGACGGCGCUGAAGAAUCACAUUAAGAAGGGACGGAAGGAGCGAAACAGCAUGUUGAGCAGUCCUCCGGCCACCGUCUCUGCCCAAAGCUACUAG